UGAGGUUCAGCCGGUGUGUUUGACAGCCUGUGCGGUGUCUUAACACGGCGAGGAGUUUACAGAAUGAGAAUUAAAACAUGGAGAUUAAACACCUGUAAUAUCUGAAAUCCCGAGUCAGAACUGAGCCAUGAAACUCGCCACUGUGGCCUUUUACGGGUUUGCUCUGGGGCUUCUGGCGGUUGGCCUGCGAGAGUUGCUGACUGGCUUCGAGGAGAACCGAUGCAGUAUGACCUAUAUGUUUGAAUACCCAGAGUACCGGCGCGUGGCUCUUCCUCGGCGUGUGGCCAGACUGUACCCAGCCUACGGCCUCUACCUGUAUGGAGAGGGUCUGUACGCCCAGGAGACCCGGUCGCUCAAACUAACCGGGGCCCCCGUGCUCUUCCUGCCCGGAAAUGCAGGCAGCUACAAACAAGCUCGCUCCCUGGGCUCUGUGGCCCUGAGGAAGGCUGAGAACAUGGAGGGAGGUCUCCACUUCAACGUGUUCACCGUGGACUUCAACGAGGAGCUGGUGGCCCUUUACGGCGGCAGUUUGCUCAGGCAGACGCACUUCCUCCAUGAGAGUAUUAAGGCUAUCCUGAGGCUGUACAAGCACCUGAAGACCCCCCCUCAGAGUGUGGUGCUCGUUGGUCACUCCAUGGGAGGAGUGGUGGCCCGGGCGCUGUUCACUUUGCCCCGCUUCAACGCCAAUCUGGUCAGCCUGAUCAUUACGCAGGCCUCCCCCCACCUGGCUCCAGUGCUGGCCCUGGACCCGUACCUGCUGGAUUUUUACUCCGCCGUGAGACAGAAGUGGGUGAACCAUGCCAAAAAGCUCAGGAAUGUCACAGUUCUGUCUGUUGGGGGUGGUUACCGUGACUACCAGGUCCGCUCGGGCCUGACAUCCCUACCUUGUCCCCCAGCAGACCCCAAUAAGUUGUCAUUGGUGGCAACUGCCGUUCCCAGGACCUGGGUGUCCACUGACCAUCUGUCCAUCGUUUGGUGCAAAGAGCUUGUUCUUGCUACUGUCAGGGCAUUCUUCGACCUCAUCGACCCUGAAACCAGACAGUUCACAGUAAACCCAGAGAAGAAAAUGACUGUACUAAACCAUCACUUCAUCAGACACCCUGUCAGGAUGCUGGGAGAAAGUCAAGACACCUCCAUCUCCAUCUCAGAUUUUCCUGAAGCAUGGAUCGAAGUUAACACACUGCGUCUGGCUUACAGCACACCAAAGGAAGGACAGGUCAAAUACUUUCUCUUUGCAUUGUCGAGUCGCAGGAAAGCCUACAGCCAUUUCUACUGCCGGAGCAACAACAUGGAGAUGACUAGCUGGGUGUACGGCUGCAUGCACAAGAACGCUCCUUCAUGUGUGCGUGCAGUGGAUCUGUCCAUGGGAACUGAGCUCCUGCAACCAUACAAGGUCCUGAUUCUGAGUCUCAGUGACUUGUCUUCAGUUACUCAUCUGGUUGUUUCAGCCUCCAACCUCAAUGGCAAACAGUUCACGGUGGAGUGCGAGUGGCAGAGACAAGAAUCUCAGACCGUGUCUGUCCCGGCGCCACAUGUUCUGUCCUUCGGUUUGACUGUCAGCGAUGUUUCGGUCAACUCCUCUGGACUUCUUCACACCAUCAAGCUGCAAGACUUUGACCAGGUAUACCAGGCUUUCCGAAUUAACGUCGCAAGCCAGUGCAAAGUACAUAAAGAUAGACUGCCCAACGUGUACAGAAUAAAUGUACCGUGGUUUCGAGAGGACUCUUUAACCACAGCCAGUGUGCCAUCAGUGACCGAGAUCUCAGGGAUGCUCCACACAAGUCGUCCAGACAACACCUCAGGUGUCCUCCUUCAGCUCCACACUGCCCCCAACUGCCAAUAUAAGGUGUCAGUAAGGACUUCAUUACCCAGGGUGCUGGGACAGAUACUGAGGUUCUGUGGGCCCCUGGUGCCGGUGUACACCGCUGUAACCCUCCUCCUGGCCUGUGGGGGGCAGCUGUCCUCCAUCCUGGAGUCGAGGCGAGCGGCAGACAUGAGCCAGGUGGUGGGCAAAGGCCUGCAGCCUCAUAAAGUCAAUCUGCCCGUUUAUAUUCUGCACAUAUUACUUAGCUGUAGCUGGUUUCAAGAGAUCUGGUCAAUUCUUUACCUCCCCCCUAUGGAUGCCCUCCCCCCGACCACCCCCGAUGCAACAUUUCAUGAGGGUGUGGUACCAGUGGAAGAAUGGCCCCUCCUCCUGUCCCCUCUGCUUUACAUCUUGGGGGCAGCCGUGGCAUACUGGGGCAGCGCACUGCUCCGUCUCAUUAUGCGACUGAUCUCCCUAAUAUUAGCUCCCCUACACAGACCGUCUGUCUCCAGAGACUGUGGCACUGUGUCACAGCGGGGCCAGCUCCUCAUCACUCUCUGUCUGAUUGUGGUGGGUGGGCUGUCCUGUGGGCCGUUGGCAAUCGUUGCUGCCUUUCUGCUCCACCUUUACAGGGUACUGAGGCUACAGAUGACCGAACGUUCCUUGAGUCACAUGUUGAAUCUGGCACCCCGGAAGCGCAAAGAAGUUGAGAACGGCACAGUGGAUGCUGAAUCCCUGUGCAAGUCUAAAGAAUGUAAUGGCGCCCCCCUGCUGUCCGAGUGUGCUCUGCAGGAGGUGAGGGACGACCUACAGCUCCACCUCUGCCUAUCGGCGCUCUUCACACUACCCGUCAUGCUCCUCACACCUUCGCUCAUCCACUGGAUCCGCAACCUGAGGUAUUCCACCCAGUUGGAUCCUGACCCCUGUUGGCCACACGCUGUGCCUCUAAUCAUUGUGUACAUGCUGCUUAUUAACUGCAACACUUUAAAACUCAGCAACAGUAAACUCCUGCCUCUGACAUCCUGCCUCCCUCUCCCCUUGUCCAUCGCCAUGGUGACCUUCUCACCACUCCACCUCUACAGAGUCACCUACUUCCUGUUGGCGGCACUCGUCCCUCUGGCCUUGUGUUGCGUGCUCUGACGGUAUCUGUCUGGUUUCAGUCCACGUCUCUACCAUAACAAGCCUUUCUCUAAAUUACAGCCGGACUCACUGAAGCUGCCUGAGACUGUUCCAGGAAGACCUAGUCUAUCUAGCUGCCAUGGAGCAGAGCCAUAGACAUACAUAGCUUGGGGAACUGUUUGCUCAAUGUUAGCGCUAAGAGCUCCAUGGCAAUUACACUAUGUUUUAAGAUGAGGGGAUGUAAUGGCCUUGGAACAUUUGGUGCAAAUAUGGCUCCAAUGGACUGACCUGAAACCAAGUUUGCCUUACUCUGUAUAUCUAUAGCUCUGCCUUCAAGGAGCAACAACUCCACAACCAGUGAAGCUACUGAUACUAGAGAUUUUCAACAGGGUGUUACUCUUACAAUGUGUGUUCUUUUACUUCUUUUGUUGUUUCUAGUGUCUACAGUGGCAUUGUUCACUGCGGUCACUACUCUGUAAACUCCUUCACUGCCUGCUGCUUAGCGAUGACUUCUAGCUGUGUUAUAUUUACCUAUUGACUGUCGUAGCACUGCCACAAAACCAGUGUCACACAUUCGUUCCAGAAGAAAAAUCCAAAGUAAUGUUGUUUACAUUCUCUCAUUAUCACCUUUUGCUACACAAAGGUUUGCACUGUUAAAGGCUGUAGUGCAUGAACAGGUUCUAAUCCCUCUCGUAUUUUUUUCGAAGAAGAGAAUUAUGAUCUACUCCAUGCUCUCUAAAAUACAGUGGUGUAGCCAAACAAUGUUUUGAAGGUGUGGCCAGGCUGCGAGCUGCAUUCAUUUUAGGGUGGCACAUAAAUCUGUAUCUUGAUAAGUCUUUUUUUUUUUUUUUUUUUGUGCCGGGCGCUUGGCCUUCGGGUCACUCCCUCUAUCAUUCACUCACUUACUGUAGGCAACAGUGACUGUUACAUUUGCAGCAGGCCAGGGGCUAAUCUAAAAUAAGCACAUAAUAGUCUUUUGGACAGAAAUAACAGUGAUUUAUUUUCCUACUUGAAAGAAAUCCGCCAAGAACUCAAAGGGAAAAGUGACUAGGAAUAUCAGAAGGAUCUUAAAUGCAUUGUUGGCAUUGUGCAUGUGCAAAAGACUUUUCUCCACUAAACUAAUCUAAACUAGUCCAAAUCAACACUCCAUGUUUACUUGUUCUCCUGAUAAAUUCAGGAUAAUGUGCAUUUUCACAGCACUGCUUCCAUCAGUACAAUUCCAGUUUCUCUUAAACAGAAAUACUUUUCUCACUUAUGAAUUUGGAUUGUUCCUACUUGUAUGUUCUGUGUGAAACUCCUGGCAAUGAAACCUAAAACUUCCUGCACAGAUGUUUCAAAUUAAAAGCUUCCCAGUGGGUCAGUGGGAGAUCAUCAUGGAUGUAUUAGAAGACCUGGAUGCAGCGUUUGAGGCGGAGUCCCGUUCAUUCCUAUGAGAGUUGUGUGACAAGAGUUGUGUGACAAAAAAAAUUCUAAACCUCCGGGUUUACUACUGUGAUAUGAGACUCUAGACCGUUAAUAUGAUAAUAUCUUUUUUACAGUCUGACCCAGUGAAUAUGCCCAGAAGUGUUUGUCCGGCGGGCCCCACCCGCCCGCGAGUUCCUGCUCGGCCCAUAGACUUUUCAUUAUGGUGACAUCACAUGUUUGAAAUCGCUUUUCUCGGCUAGAGAAAAUGUUUUUCAAAUAUUAAAAAGUCCAUGGAUUUAAAAAUUCAGAAUAGAAAGGGUCAUAACCGAGCUUGUUUGCAGUUGGAGGAGUCCUGGCAGCAGUUUUACGGGCAUCUCUUUUACAAUGGUGACCUAUGUGGAAAACGCUUUCUGGGUCGCAGAGGGAUUUGUCUGUGCAAUACCACCAAUGGCUGCUGGACCAAAUCGGCAGAAAGGCUGAGUGUUUGUGGUGGGGGGGCUGGAGAUAAUUCUCCCCUCUUUUCCUAGUAGGCUUUAAAUGUGAAAUAUCAGUGCAGGAAGUGUUUAGUUUCACAGAGUGUAGGUGGCUCUUAAAGGUCCUAUGAGAUGCUG
This is a messenger RNA of Perca flavescens (yellow perch), 4938 nucleotides long. It is a transcript of the gene pgap1, whose product is annotated as post-GPI attachment to proteins inositol deacylase 1. Gene Ontology annotation, biological process: GPI anchor metabolic process; endoplasmic reticulum to Golgi vesicle-mediated transport. The record is from RefSeq and is a predicted model, not a curated record. Gene Ontology annotation, cellular component: endoplasmic reticulum. Gene Ontology annotation, molecular function: phosphatidylinositol deacylase activity. NCBI's taxonomy places the organism in Eukaryota, Metazoa, Chordata, Actinopteri, Perciformes, Percidae. The transcript is spliced from 26 exons. The coding region runs from base 128 to 2944 and encodes 938 amino acids.